Messenger RNA from Symsagittifera roscoffensis, 2615 nucleotides. RefSeq lists its product as uncharacterized. Gene Ontology annotation, biological process: regulation of signal transduction; regulation of cell growth. Gene Ontology annotation, molecular function: insulin-like growth factor binding. The transcript is spliced from 5 exons. Gene Ontology annotation, cellular component: extracellular region. The record is from RefSeq and is a predicted model, not a curated record. The coding region runs from base 1218 to 2198 and encodes 326 amino acids. NCBI's taxonomy places the organism in Eukaryota, Metazoa, Xenacoelomorpha, Acoela, Convolutidae.
AUUUUGCAGUUAGAAUGAAUAAAUCAUAAGCAGAUGACGAUUUACUGAUGGCCAUUUUUUUAGUUUAAAUUGACGAAAGUCCAAAAAAUCGAUAUUUUGAACCACCUACAAAAUCGAUUCCUGUAGCUGAAAAUUUUUAAGCCAAUCCAUUAUUUCGCCUUUGUAGGAUAAAAAAUCCUCGAGCUUAAAUCUUUCGCUAAGAUUCGAUCAAUUUUUGGAGAAAAGGAAUUUAUCGACUAAUUGGUCCAAUUUAAAGGCCGCAAAUAUUUAAAAAAAAAAACAAUUGCCGGAUUUAAAAUUUAUUGUUUUAUUUUCUUUAUUUAUCAGUUUUUUAGUGCAAAUUGUUUAAAAUAGAUUAAGUUUAAUUAAAUUUGCUAUCGUACCGUUGACUUGAAGGAGACCCGAACAAUUACCGAAUCGGCAACAAAAGGACUCGCGUCUCUUUAAAUUACAUUUUCGACUCGAGAGUGACAAAAAGAUGCGUCAAGAGAGAAUAUGUGUUGGUGCCAUUGAUAAAAUUGGUAACAGCCAAAUUUAAAAAUACAAUUCAUAAAAGUAGCUAUCAAUAAGACAACUACAAGACAAUAACCAGUCUGUGAGUUAUAAUACCAGAAUUAUUACCAGUUUUCAGUCGGUGAAAAACAAAAACAUACCAAAAGAGGUGAACAAUUUUGCCAGUUGGUCCAUUUUUAUUGAUCACUACUAAAAAGCAGAAUAGUUCUUUAGUUAUGAAUUAGCAUUGAUGAUGAGCUAAUUGACCACUUCAAAACUUGUUAUAAUUGUUGAAAGUAUUCUUUUUGCCAAAGCUGUGUUCAUUUUACAAUAAAUUUUACAUAACUUAGCAAUAUAAUUUGUUGGCCCCAUGGUGUGAAAAACGAAGUGGCAUAGUUGUAAAGAUAUAAAUUAUAAACUGAAAAAUUAUAACACCUGGUUUGAACAACUUAGCAGUUUAUUGUCUGAUGGUUCCGUGGGCACAGAACAUCACAUCAAAAAAACUCAAUAUAUUUUCAUAACUCAUACUUAUAAAUACUAAAAAAUACCAGUUGUACGUGCUCAGUGGCAGUCAUUAUUUCAGUCUGUGAUUUUACUUGGCAAUUGAAUUUUAUUGACCCCACUUUCAUAUAUUUGUCAGUUUACCGACAAGACCUUGCAAAAUAUCUGAAGCUGUUACUUAAAAAAGGCUCAAGAACUUUUGACUGAAGAAGAAGGCCUACAAAAUGGCUUUUUGCGACCGAGUUUUUAGCCCAAAUGGCAAUAAUAUUAUCCACUCCACAGUGUUCCAGUUUUUACCCCUACUCGCGACGAUACUGGUUGCAGUCCAGAUCAGAGAAGUGUCGGGGUACAUUGUGCCCAAAGGGUCCCUCCAGAAGGAGGACUCAAGCAGUGAAAGGCAGUUGGGAGGGGGAGGGGGGAGAGUGCAGUGUCUGCCGUGUGAGUCCACAGUGUGUGGGGAUUGGCGUAAGAUGGACUGUAAGCAUGGGUUCAUAAAGGACGCCUGCGACUGCUGUUUCCAGUGCGCUCGCUUCCCAGGAGAAUUAUGCGGAGGUUCGCAGAAUGUGUACGGGACGUGUGGUAUCGGCACCUACUGUCGUUAUGCUUACAAUUCAGUCGGCCAGGAGACGCAGCAGAGUGCUGGAACAUGUUACGAAGUGGAGGGGCUGCCUGACAAGGAACACUAUGUGCCGAGGGGUGUGUGGGUCAUACCACCUGGGGUCAAUUUCAACCCAGAGAAAGCAGCAGGAAACCCGAAGGAGCCAAAACCAGACAAACCAUACGUGAAGCCUAAGCCGAACAAACAAUUGUAUCCAUGGGACGAGUACCCGUGGCUCAACGAUGGCCCCAACAACCCCAGCGGAGAUCCCAGCUGCAAGGCUCAGUGCACACCGGAACUGUGCGGAAGAGACAAACGGGCAGUGUGCUCAGCUACCAACAGGGUAUACAGUGAGCCAGAGAGGUGUGAGAACCAGUGUCACCACACCAGCUGUCUGGCCUGCUCUUACGCCAUAGACAUCGCUCACUGUGGCCAGUGUGGCCCCAAGGACAACAGCUGUCUGAAGAAGUUCGGAGUGUGCAUCAAAGCACUGAGGAGGAAGCUACAGCUGCACAAGAACAAAGACAAACAACAGCCCACCAGCCUCAGUCCUCCUGAUGGCCUGAAGUUCGCGUGUUCAAUCCCAGCCUGUCCCAAAGAAGUGUGAUCACAAUAAUUUUCAUAUUUGAUGCCAAUGCACUACAACAAAACCAACUCCCGGGCGCAGCAAACGAGUCAAAACUGAUCAGCCAAAACAAACCAGCCAAGAUUCAUUUUUGAUAACUCGUAUCAAUUGAUAUGCAACUCUCGAUGACUUUUCUCACUUUCCCAACUUAUGAAUUUGCGACUCAAAAUGACAUCAUCCUUUAAAAUAUUUAACUUGUUGCUGUUUGUUUAACAUUUACAGCUGAUUGAAAACCAUUGCGAGGAAUUUCAAAAAGGUUCUCGAUUUUAUAGAAGUUUUAGUUUGCACUAAUUUGCCUCUUUUUCUUUCCCGACAACCAGCUAACCUAUUUUUAGAAUAACUGUUUUGAUGAUAAUAACUAUUUUGUAAUUAAAAAUUGUAUAAAUUACGAAUAAAACA